Labrus mixtus (cuckoo wrasse) is the source of this 4523-nucleotide messenger RNA. It is a transcript of the gene fam222ba, whose product is annotated as family with sequence similarity 222 member Ba. The transcript has 4 exons. Bases 279 to 2051 code for a protein of 590 amino acids. The record is from RefSeq and is a predicted model, not a curated record. NCBI's taxonomy places the organism in Eukaryota, Metazoa, Chordata, Actinopteri, Labriformes, Labridae.
CAUGCGCCGGAAGUUGCUGCCGCAGACAGCAGCAGCAGCAGUGAUUCGGCAGCGCAGGGCAACGGGAGAAAAUCAGUCCGUUUUAAACCAUGGCGACGUACUAAAAGAUGCCUUUCGCAGAGGUGAACGGAGAUUGCUCUGUAACGUCAUGGAGAUGGACGGAUAUGAUUAAAAACCCAAACUUCUGCGGCUGCCCGGACUAUGGAAGUGAUCAGGGUUUACUCUGCACAUGUGUGAGGAGAAGUGUGUGUCCCAUGUUGCAUUAGUGUCUGUGUGAAAUGCUGGCCUGUCUGCCAGGGCCAGGUGACCUCCCCCUCCAGCUUCUCCCCCACACGCAGAUGAACACUGGACUUCAGAAAUGGGACACCACACAAAGGAUGAGAUCCGCUCCGUUUCCGACCCCUGCAGAAUUGGAUGCAUAUGCUAAGAAGGUUGCCAACAACCCUCUCACCAUCAAGAUCUUCCCCAACAGCGUCAAGGUCCCCCAGAGGAACCACGUGCGGCGUACUGUAAACGGGCUGGAUACAACAGGCCAACGCUACAGCCCCUACCCGUCUUCUCAGGCCAGUGCCAAGACAGGCCUCCUUGCCAUCAUCAGGGUGCCCUCAGUUAAAGGCAUCCUCAAAGAUUUUGACGGCAGCCGGGCUCGCUUGCACCCUGAAGUCAUUAUGAAUCCUCCCAACAGACCCUACCAAGUGGCUUCGACCAGCACUUUAAACCACCACCCACCUCUGCAGAAUUUUCCCCGGAUGCAGCAGAACUUACCCCUUCCCCCACAGGAACAGCCUCAGACUUUACAGAUGCCCCUUCCUCAGCAGGGUCACACCCAGAGCCUCAGACACCAUCCUCCCAUGGCCCAGCAUCCUCAGGGCCCACCAAGACUCCAGACUCUGUCUCAGCACCCAACCCUUGUCCACCCACAGGGGCCCCCUACGAUCAUGCUUCAGCAGCAGCACCUCCAGCAGCAACCGCCCCCUGGCCUGCAAGGGGGCAUGAAGCUGCCAGAUGGUGAUGCACCACCUAACGUUACUGUCUCUACCUCAACCAUUCCACUCUCCAUGGCUGCAGGGCUGCACCAAGGCCGCCAGGCUGACCUGAGCACAAUUGUGCAUCAGAUCAACCAGUUCUGCCAAGCCCGAGCCCACGGCGCAGGAGUCACCUCCAUGUGUGAGGGCCAGAUUGCUAACCCCAGCCCUAUCAGUCGCAACCUGCUUAUCAGCGCCUGCUCCAGGGUGUCAAUGCAUAGCAACCCUGCCACCCCUGGCUACCCUCAAUCUAACUGCAUACUUGGCCCUCAAGAGAAACACCCUACCCAACCCAGUGUGGCUGCCAUGAACCACUUGCCUUCAAACCAUGCUGAUCCCAAGCUGCAGCACCACCUGCAGCACCUGCACCAACAAUCCAAUCAGCUGCAACAACAGCUACAACAUAACGCCCAGCAGCAGAAUAUGCGCUCUUGGAGUCAGCACCAGUUGUCUCAUGUACCCCACAUCCAGAACGGUGGUUCCCACCUCUGCAAGCAGCCCUCCAGGGACCCCGCCUUCAACUUUAAGAGCAUGGGCUACCCUACAGAGAUGUGUGUGGGUCAGCCUUACACACUGAAACCCCCUGUCGACAGGCCAACGCCCUCUCCCCCCGUCAUCCACAAUGGUAUGCCCGGCCCCAUGGCCCACUAUACUAAUGGUCACUACUUCCAGUCCCAUAUUUGGAAUAGCAGCAUCCUCCCCACACCCAACAGUGACAGCUCUGGCUCUCAGGACAUAGCAAUGCCAUUCCACAACGCAGGCCCAGGGGGUUGCACCGCACUGGACUGUGGGCCCUCUGGGGCUCCACAUUACAGGCUAGGAACGAGUUCCUCCACCUCCUCCUCCUCUGCCCAGACCAAUCUCUUGCAAACAACAGAUUACUUGGGUGGAGACUUCCAGACGCCCUACUUCCGUGAUCAGAAUCUAGGGUUGAUGGGCAAGAUGCACAGGCCUCCUCUGAGCAGGGUAGGUCCGGAGGUUGGGGAUGGCAGAACCGCUCUCCUCCAGCACCCAGGGUACAGAUAAGCUAUGGCCUUGUCUUCACAAAAGUUAUCAAACCCUUUUGUUUAGUCUUAAGAAAGGAGACACGUUAAUAAAACUCAAUUGAUAACUUAAAUGACUGCUUAUGUUAAAGAGGGUAAAUUAAUAUAUUCAAUGAAGACAAACAGUAGGUUUUUUUUUUGUUCCUUUUUGGAAGAAUCUUGCAAGUGAUCAAUUGCUACGUUAAUUUUUUUUGAAUGAGUGCUUUUACCUUGCACUUAAGGAAACUCGUGCGUGUGUAUACACGUCUGUACUGUAUGUGUGUGUGUGUGUCAUUCCCACCUCCUUCCUCUAUUUGUGUGCCUGGAUCUCAACUGAUCCUGUGUUUUUUCUUCUUCACAACUAUCGAUUCAGUUUUCUUAUGCAUGUAAGAAAGAUGAAAAACAGAUAGAUCCCCUCCCUGAAAAAACCACGACAUCUACGCUGGAUGCUUUCAGUUUUGAAAACGGUGGACUUUGAGUAGCUUCGGUAGACAAGAUGUUGUUUUUCCUUUGGUGUGAGGCUCAAAUCUUAUUGUAGCUGAAAUAUGAAACAAUCAGUUGAUGACAGAAGAGAGCGUAAGGAUCUUGUUAGAGUGCACACUUACCUAAAGACCAUGCAGACGAGAAAGUACAGAAGGAAAAGCUUGCGAUAGGCUCAUGUAUACACAGGUUUUAUUCUUUUGAAAUGUAAUUAUUUAUUUGUAUUAUAGGACUCUUCAUGGUUGAUUCCUCACUGUCAGUUAAGGAUGCAUGUGAUCAGGUUGUUUGUACAUAGUAGACGCUCAGCCGCGCUCUGUCCUGCUGAAUCUGCUGCGAUUAAUUCAGGUGUUCUUAAAAGAAAAACAUGUCAAAGCCGGGAAGGUUUGGCAAUGAGAUUGUGAAAUGUUUAGCGCAGAAAAAAGUCAUAAAAGAUGAACUGUUGUACCUUGAAGAUGGCCAAAGUCAGGUAAACAGAGACAAACUGUUCUGAAGAUGUGCCAUUGUUUGUUUGUUUCCUUUUCGGAUUGUUUUUGUAACCAUGCAAACUGUACUACUUGAAUGUUGAGAUGAUUUGUUUUGCAGAAAUGGAAGGGGGACUGGUUUGUAAUGAGGAUUAAAAGAAAAGAUCAUAGUGUUAUUCUUGUAGAGAUGAACUACGAGACUCAGCAGAGUUUUGAUCCUGAUGAAGGAACUUAAAGUCAGGGUUGGUCAUUUCCUCCAGAUCCACUUUUUAAGAUUUUGGUGGAAAUUGUCUUUAGGUCCUGACGGAAAUUAAUUAAUGUUCUCUGAAAAAGGAACAAAGAAAAUCCGUCAUCUGUAUCAGUUGUAAGCCCGUAAAAACUUCAACCAAUGUCUGCCACGAGGUACCAAUCUGAUGAACCAAUCACACGCCUCCCUGUCUCCCUGCUCGCUCUCAACCUCCUUGCUCUAGCCCACACUCAAAGCGCGUCACAGAUGACGGAGUUUAUACUGUGAGUUUACUUAGCACUGAAUGAGACAUGAGACGAUGAAGAGAUGAGCUGAGGUCCUCUUCUGGAGCAACAGCGCUCGUGCAUGUAAGUGAGGGGCGUGGCUUUAGAGGGAGCACAGAGGGAAGGGGGUGCAGACGGAGCACUGAGGGAAUGCUACUUUCAAAAUCAUGCUAGUUCUCGAAUAUUACCAACCCUGCCUUUAAGUGAAUUAAGUUGUGUGUAGUUUCCACUGACUCAGCUGUGAAGACCAAAAUUGAUCACUUGCAAGAUCCCUCGGAGAUAAAACACGACGGACUUUUAAGUUCAGAGUGAAACAGCAAAUGCAUUGUUUAUUUUAUUGUACACUGGCUUACCUACUAGACUACUGUAACUUUGAAAGUUUAUUGAUUGUGUGUGAAUGUUGCCCGCUGACGUGGGUAGAUUUAAGGGUGAGCGCGUGUGACGGUGAGAAUGUGUGUGUGUAUAGAAAACGAUGACGCCCAUGUUUUGUUCACCUAAUUCCCUAACAGCCCUUAAAAAGCCUUAAGUGUUUGGUCCUUGGACUUCCCUUGAAAAUGAGCAUGGUUUUAAUAAAAACCCCAAAUAAUAAGGAGAACGAAGGAAGACGCUACGGAGACACAGAAACAGCAAUUAUUUUCUUUUUCUUCUGCUCUUUUUUUAAUGGACGUUUGUUUUGAAUAGAGCAAUUCCUUAGAGAUUCUUUAUCGCGGAGACGUAAGACGAGACAGAGGAGUCAUAUUUUGUAAUUAUAUAUUUUAGCAACGUGUAGUUACUGAGCUGUAACUUUUUUUCCCCCCGAGUUUCGAAGCUUCAGUUUGCAGUUGUGACUAUUUAUAAUACUUGAUUUGCUUGUUAUUUAAAUUUUUCCUUGUUUCUUGUUCUGUUGCUGUGAAAUGGAAGAAGGUCCACAAGUCGUUCUUUUAUGUGUCAUUCUGUACGACCGACAAAGAGGCGAGAGCGUGAGAGUUGUGCUACUCUUUUUGUAAUAUUGUAAUAAUAAAAUAAAGUUCUAAUUUAUGCUUUGA